AUGACCAGUCGAAUUCAACCAAAAUCCGGUGGCUAUUUGUUGAGCAAAUCAGAUUUCACGAAAGUUUUUGAGGAUGUGCCCAAAAUUGCCAUCACAUCCUCCGUGGAUCUUCGAAACAAGUUUGACAAUGUCAAGACGAUUCUAUCCAACACUUCAGAAGACUGGAAUAAACGUCAGACUCAAUUAAAAACGAUUCGAAGUUUAAUAAUAAAUGGAGAGAAACUUGUGGAUCGACCCACAAUGAUUGCUCAUAUUCUCCAACUUUUGGGAUGUUUCGAAUUGGCAGUCAAAGAUCUCAGAUCUCAAAUUCUACGAGAAGCAGCCAUCACAUGUAGUUUCAUUGUUAGUAAAUAUGGAAUCGAGACUCACUCGAUUGGAGAGGAUAUUCUGAUUCCAGCAAUGGGUCAAGUGGCAGUUAGCACUAAAAUUAUGGCCACUUCAGCGAGUACGCUGACCGAAUUUAUUGUUGAAUAUAUUCAAACUAGACAAGUUUUCACCAUCCUCUCCUCGUUCUCCACUUCAAAAGACAAAAAUCAGAGACGCCAACUGGCAGUUCUUCUAGAAAUUAUAAUUGGAAAAUGGAGUGAUCGACUCAAAAAACAAAUUAUUCGACAAAUUUGUGAACUUGUCAAGUCAGCAAUCAACGAUGCGGAUUCGGAGACUAGAGCUGCUGGAAGGAGAGCGUUUGCGAAACUAGAAGAAUUCCAUUCUGAAGAAGCAGAUGCUCUGUUUUUGGAGCUCGAGAAUUCGAAACAAAAAAUGCUGAGAGGAGGGGAUGCAGCAUCUUCAUGGGCUAGUAUCAACAGUGAUAAGGGAUCAAUUCCGAUUCGAUCAAAGUUAUCAGCAGGAGCAAAGGGAUAUUCUAAUAUCAGUGCAAAGUUUCUUGCACAAAGAAGUGCAUCAGCGAUAGAUCCAAAAGCUCUGAAAGUGACGGGACCCAGUCGGUUGGCAAGACCGUUAUCAACAAAAGCGAUGGUUAGGCAGGACACAUCGCCCGCUGGAUCCAAGAUCCCCUACCCGAACCGCCCUGGCUCCCGAACCAGAACUUCGUCAAUCACAUCCAACGACUCUAGGGAUACAUCACCCACCAGACGACACUCCCCUCUCCCACCAGAUACCCAAAAAGCAAGGGUCAAAUAUGGAAACGGAUCGUUUUUCGCAAAACUUGGAAUGUCUGACAACACAGAUGACGACGAAUUUUUGCUCCCGAUUCGAGUCAGAUCUCCACAGAAGCCGAAUCUGGGAGACAGUCCCGCGGAUAAUGUAUCGAGGGUUCUGAAGGAAUGUUGCUCAUCAUCGGUUACCGAAAAAAAGGAUGGAAUCAAGAAGUUGUUGCCGAUUGUUUCAGACACAACUUUGAGUUCAACCGAGAUCAAGAAUAUUGGGAAUUGUCUGAAUCGUUUGUUGUCGGAUGCGUCAAAUACGAAACUAAUUCUUCAGAUGGUCCUUGAAGUCUACGCGGUUUUCAUUCGCACGCACAGCAGUCGUCUCUCCGAAUGGCUCCGUCUAGCAUUGGCUAAACUUUUUGCUCGAAAAGCAACCGAAACUCUUCCGAACACCAAAAAACAGAUAAAUCACACGCUGAAUGUCAUCUUGGAAUGUUUCAAUGCACAUCACCAAUUGGUUACUGUAUGUGAAUUAAUGUGCGAUCCCAUUCAUUUGAUGGUUCCAAAGGCAAGAGUAGCUCUUCUGGAGUACAUGACAAGUCUUCUCGACGAGUACACCGAGCCGGGAGCAUCAAUAAAUCAUAAAGAACUCAAGGCAGCUCUUCGAAAAAUGUUCACCUGGAUCGGUGACCAGAGACAAUCAAUUCUAUUGACGCCGUACAUUGAAAAAGCGAUAUGCUCCAUGUUUUGUGUGAACGUAGCUGAUUUUUCUGCACUGAUCUCCGAAUUUGAUUCGGAUCAGAAGGCGUGGCUACAUCAAACUCUUCAGUUGAAUGGUCUCGAAAAUGGAAUAAGCUCCGGAAGUGGUGGAAGUGGGAACAACCACCCAAAAGCAACUCCUCUACGAGAGACUCCCCACAAAAACGAUUCUGUGGUCUUGCCGGAAUUCGGAAGCGCUCAAAAGAGAACUGCAAUCAAUUUAGGAUCAUUCAAUACUUCCACAAAUGCUGCUUUGAGUAAAUUGGAGGAACAAUCCACAUCAAGGUUGAUGGAGAAGAUGAAUCUCAACUCCACCGUAACCCUGCCACCGGACACCCUCGAAAAGAUUCAAAACGUCCAAGAUCUUCUUCACAAAAUGCGCGUCUCGAAGGAUCCCGACGAACAAGAGAAUGCCAUCAGCCAAGUGUACAUGAAAAUUUGUGAUGGCGGAUUUGGAAUCUGGGAGCAAUGCUACGCAAAGCUCCUUCUGAAUCUUUUCGAGAUUCUCUCAACCAGCCGAUCGGAGAAUAACAAGAAGAUGUGUCUUCGGAUUCUAGGAAAAAUGUGCACCGCGCAAGCUGCAAAACUUUUCGAUUCUACAGAAAUGGCAGUUUGUAAAGUGCUUGAUGCAGCUGUGAAUACGAAUGAUGCCACGACAGCGCUGGCCGUUGAUGAUUGCCUCCGAACCCUGGCGACCCAUCUUCCAUUGGCGAAUAUCAUAAAUAUUGCAAAAGUAAUACUGAUUCAAGAACCAAUUGAUGACGAGAGAGCAUCCCUUGUGCUCAAAAUGGUGACCCGUUUGUUCGAAGAACUUCCAGCGGAUGAGUUGAAAAAUGUCGUUGAUGACAUCACACCAUGUGUCAUAAAGGCGUACCAGUCGACGUCAUCAUCCGUCAGGAAGACCGUCGUUUAUUGCCUUGUCGCUAUGGUGAAUCGAGUUGGCGAGCAAAGAAUGGCACCGCAUUUCACCAAGCUCCCAAAAGCAAUGACCAAUCUUAUUCAAGUCUACGUCAACAGAGCGAUCUCCACUAGCUUGCCGAGACUUUAA
Molecule: messenger RNA, 2913 nt
Organism: Caenorhabditis briggsae
Lineage: Eukaryota; Metazoa; Nematoda; Chromadorea; Rhabditida; Rhabditidae
Gene: Cbr-cls-3
Product: Protein CBR-CLS-3
Exons: 12
Coding region: 1-2913 (970 amino acids)
Biological process (GO): mitotic spindle assembly
Cellular component (GO): spindle microtubule; mitotic spindle; cytoplasmic microtubule
Molecular function (GO): microtubule binding
Source: RefSeq, a predicted model, not a curated record